Molecule: messenger RNA, 7892 nt
Organism: Gymnodraco acuticeps
Lineage: Eukaryota; Metazoa; Chordata; Actinopteri; Perciformes; Bathydraconidae
Gene: dip2ba
Product: disco-interacting protein 2 homolog Ba
Exons: 39
Coding region: 188-5059 (1623 amino acids)
Source: RefSeq, a predicted model, not a curated record
ACAGCGGCUCGCUGCCGUCAGUGAGUUUUUCCCAUUAUGGCGGAGGGGCCAGCCGCACGGAUGGACUGUCUCUCCCACUCUGAGGCUUGUUUUGUGUCUUGAGGGAGGGCGUUUUAUAUUUGUAAUUUUUCUACACUUUACCUUCCUCUUUGACUGCACUGCACUCUGUGUGUUUAUCGGCGGAGUGAUGGCGGACCGCAGCGUGGAUGUGUCCGCCCUGCCGAAAGAGGCUCGGGACCAGCUGGCGGAGUUGGACCUGGAGCUGUCUGAAGGCGACAUCACACAGAAGGGAUAUGAGAAGAAGAAAUCCAAGCUGAUGGCCUCCUACAUCCCACACAUGCCAAAUGUGGAUCUGUCUCUGCCAGAUGUACAGCUUACCCCAGGCCACAGUGCUGACCCCAGCCCCAGCCCCGAGGCCCCGGGCCCCUCCACAUCUUCAGCCGCCAGACACCACCGUGCACACCGCAGUGGAGGGGCCAGGGACGACCGCUACAGAUCAGACAUCCACACGGAGGCUGUGCAGGCAGCCCUGGCCAAACACAAGGAGGAGAAGAUGGCGCUACCGAUGCCUACAAAGAGACGCUCAGCCUUUGUCCAGUCUCCCAUAGAGAACUGCACACCUCCAGACACAUCCUCUGCAUCAGAGGAUGAUGGCUCACUGCGCAGAAAGGCAGCUCUCAGUGCAGUGCUCGCCCAGAGCCUGCAGAGCCCCGAUUACUGGAUCAACCGCUCCGUACAAAGCUCCUCCACGUCCUCGUCUGCGUCCUCCACCCUCUCCCAUGGAGAGCCCAAGGCCCAGCCCCAACCCCAGCCCCAGCCCCAACCCCAACCCCAACCCCAGCCCCAGUCCCAGUCCCAGUCCCAGCCCCAGUCCCAGCCCCAACCCCAGCCCCAGUCCCAGUCCCAGCCCCAGUCCCAGUCCCAACCCCAAGCCCAACUUGUUGCUUCCGUGUUGGCCGAUGUGCUGGCCCACACUCGCAUAGAAAACAGCGUCCCCCCAGAUGUGACAUCCUCGACUCCCCAGGAGAGAGGGUCCAGGGUGGACCUGCCUCCAGCCGUCAGAGGCAUGAGUCGCGGACAGAGCCGCUCCAGCAUGAUGGAUACUGCCGACGAAAAAAGAAAAGGCGUGCCUGUCAACAGCAGAGUGUCCACUAAGAUCCAGCAGCUGUUGAACACACUCAAACGGCCGAAGAGACCACCACUCAGCGAAUUCUUCCUCGAUGACUCUGAGGAAAUUGUAGAAGUGCCCCAGCCGGACCCCAACACCCCGAAGCCAGAGGGACGCCAAAUCAUCCCGGUGAAAGGGGAGCCCCUCGGAGUCGUCAGUAACUGGCCCCCCGCCCUGCAGGCUGCCCUGGCUCGCUGGGGGGCCACGCAGGCCAAGAGCCCCGCUCUCACUGCUCUGGACGUCACCGGCAAACCGCUCUACACUGUCACAUACGGAAAACUAUGGAGUCGCAGUCUGAAGCUGGCCUAUACACUGCUGAAUAAACUGGGCACCAAGACAGAACCUGUCCUACAACCUGGAGAUCGGGUAGCCCUGGUGUAUCCCAACAGCGACCCUGGUAUGUUCUGGGUGGCUUUCUAUGGCUGCUUGUUAGCCGAGGUCAUCCCUGUGCCCAUUGAGGUCCCACUGUCACGACAGGACGCAGGCAGCCAGCAGAUCGGCUUCCUGCUGGGCAGCUGUGGGGUCAGUCUGGCUCUGACCAGCGAGGUGUGCCUCAAAGGGCUGCCCAAGUCUCCAAACGGAGAGAUCAUCCAGUUCAAAGGAUGGCCAAGGAUGAAAUGGGUAGUGACGGACACAAAGUAUCUGACCAAACCAUCCAAAGACUGGCAGCCUCACAUCCCCACUGCCAACACCGACACUGCCUACAUAGAGUACAAAGCAAGUAAGGAGGGGACAGUGAUGGGAGUUGCUGUGUCUAAGAUCUCCAUGCUGACCCACUGUCAGGCUCUGACGCAGGCCUGUAACUACUGUGAAGGGGAGACACUGGUCAAUGUGUUGGACUGUAAGAAGGAUAUGGGCAUGUGGCAUGGCGUCUUAACGAGUGUCAUGAACAGAAUCCACACCAUCACAGUGCCAUAUGCUGUCAUGAAAGCAUGUCCCAUGUCCUGGGUGCAGAGGGUCCACCUUCACAAAGCACGUAUUGCCUUGGUGAAAUGCCGUGACCUCCACUGGGCCAUGAUGGCCCACAAGGACCAGAGGGACACCAACCUGUCCUCCAUACGUAUGCUUAUUGUGGCUGAUGGAGCGAACCCAUGGUCCGUGUCGUCGUGUGACGCCUUCCUGAAUGUGUUCCAGUCUCAUGGUCUGAAGCCAGAGGCAAUCUGUCCAUGUGCCACGUCUCCUGAGGCCCUGACGGUGGCCAUCCGCAGGCCCGGUGCGCGAGGCGCUCCGCUGCCAGCCAGGGCCAUCCUGUCCAUGGGCGGGCUGAGCCACGGGGUGAUCAGAGUGAACACAGAGGACAAGAACUCGGCUCUCACUGUGCAGGAUGUGGGACACAUCAUGCCUGGAGCUCUGAUGUGCAUUGUGAAACCGGACGGACCUCCUCAGCUGUGCAAGACAGAUGAAAUAGGAGAAAUCGUGAUCAACUCUCGGGCCGGAGGCACCAUGUACUACGGUCUGCCUGGGGUCACCAAGAACACAUUCGAGGUGAUCCCCGUCAACCAAGCCGGAGCACCCAUAGGAGAAAUACCUUUCACUCGGACCGGUCUGCUUGGAUUUGUUGGACCUGGCAGUCUGGUGUUUGUUGUGGGGAAGUUUGAGGGGCUGCUGAUGGUGAGCGGGCGACGCCACAACGCCGACGACCUGGUGGCCACCGCGCUGGCAGUGGAGCCGGUCAAAACUGUUUACAGGGGGAGGAUCGCUGUGUUCUCUGUGACCGUGUUCUAUGAUGAGAGGAUAGUGAUUGUGGCAGAGCAGAGGCCGGACGCUAGUGAGGAAGACAGCUUCCAGUGGAUGAGUCGAGUCCUGCAGGCCAUCGACAGCAUCCACCAGGUGGGCCUGUACUGCCUGGCGCUCGUCCCGGCCAACACCCUCCCAAAGACGCCCCUCGGAGGCAUCCACAUCUGUGAAACCAAGCAGAACUUCCUGGAGGGAAACCUGCACCCCUGCAACAUCCUGCUGUGCCCUCACACCUGCGUGACCAACAUGCCCAAGCCCCGGCAGAAACAGCCAGUGGACGUCGGCCCGGCUUCCAUGCUGGUCGGUAACUUGGUGGCAGGGAAGCGGAUCGCCCAGGCAACCGGCAGAGAGCUGGGCGUGGUGGAGGACCAGGACCUGAUCCGAAAGCACCAGUUCCUGUCUGAUGCUCUGCAAUGGAGGGCUCAAACCGACCCAGACCAUGUCCUGUAUGUGCUGCUCAAUGCAAAGGGGGUGGCGGUGUGCACAGCCACUUGUGCUCAGCUGCACAAGAGAGCAGAGAAAAUAACAGCUACCCUAAUGGAGAGAGGCGGCCUCAACACAGGAGACAAUGUGGUGCUGCUUUAUCCCCCAGGUAUUGACCUGAUAGCUGCCUUCUACGGCUGCCUCUAUGCGGGGGUCAUCCCUGUGACGGUGAGGCCGCCUCACCCACAGAACCUGGCUGCUACCCUCCCCACUGUGCGCAUGAUCAUCGACGUGAGCAAAGCAGCCUGCAUCCUCACCACUCAGCCUCUCAUGAGGAUCCUCAGGUCCAGGGAGGCUGCUGCCAGCGUCAACGUCAAGACGUGGCCCACUAUCAUCGAUACAGAUGAUCUCCCCAGAAAGCGGCCUCCACACAUUUAUAAACCCCCCACAGCCGAGAUGCUGGCCUACCUGGACUUCAGUGUGUCCACCACAGGCAUGUUGACUGGAGUCAAGAUGUCUCACGCUGCAGUCAGCACUCUGUGUCGCUCCAUCAAGCUGCAGUGUGAGCUCUACUCCUCACGCCAAAUAGCCAUCUGCCUCGACCCGUACUGUGGCCUGGGCUUCGUCCUGUGGUGCCUCUCCAGUGUUUACUCAGGUCACCAGUCCAUCCUUAUCCCCCCCCUGGAGCUGGAGAGCUCGCUGCCUCUGUGGCUGAGCACGCUGAGUCAGUACAAGAUCAGAGACACGUUCUGCUCCUACUCCGUCAUGGAGCUCUGCACCAAAGGCCUGGGCACGCAGACAGAGAUGCUGAAGGCGCGGGGUCUGAAUCUGUCGUGCGUGCGGAGCUGUGUGGUGAUCGCAGAGGAGCGUCCUCGCCUUGCUCUCACGCAGUCCUUCUCCAAGCUCUUCAAAGAUCUCGGCCUGUCGCCGCGCGCCGUCAGCACCGCCUUCGGCUCCAGGGUCAACCUCGCCAUCUGCCUGCAGGGCACUGCUGGACCAGACCCCUCCACCGUGUAUGUGGACAUGAAGUCUCUGCGCCACGACAGGGUGAGGCUGGUGGAGCGAGGAGCGCCACAGAGUCUUCCUCUCAUGGAGUCAGGCACUAUGCUUCCAGGAGUGAGGGUCAUCAUAGUGAACCCGGAGACCAGAGGCCCGCUGGGAGAUUCACAUCUCGGAGAGAUCUGGGUGAGCAGCACUCACAGUGCCAGUGGCUACUACACCAUCUACGGGGAGGAGAGCCUGCAGGCGGAUCACUUCAACACCAAACUCACCUUCGGGGAGCCCCACACCCUGUGGGCCAGGACGGGGUACCUGGGCUUCAUCAAGAGGACGGAGCUGCUGGACGCCAGCGGAGAUCGUCAUGAUGCCUUGUUCGUGGUGGGCUCUCUUGAUGAAACGCUGGAGUUGAGGGGGCUGCGCUAUCACCCGAUCGACAUCGAGACGUCUGUCUCACGAGCCCACCGCUGCAUCGCAGAAAGCGCUGUGUUUACGUGGACCAACCUGCUGGUGGUGGUGGCGGAGCUGAGCGGCUCGGAGCAGGAGGCCUUGGACCUGGUGCCCCUGGUCACCAACGUGGUCCUGGAGGAGCACCACCUCAUCGUGGGUGUGGUGGUCAUCGUGGACCCCGGGGUGAUCCCCAUCAACUCCAGGGGGGAGAAGCAGAGGAUGCACCUGCGAGACUCCUUCCUGGCCGACCAACUGGACCCUAUCUACGUGGCCUACAACAUGUGAUUCACCAACCGAUGGAAAUGUAGAAAAACUGAGCCGGGCUCUGAGAACAGACGUGAGGGAGGAGGACUGGGGGGGUGCGUUCAGUAGCAGCCCCCAUUUUAAAGCUCACACACACAUUCAAAACACCAAACAAUGUGGGAAUGCAAAUACAGCUCGAGUACUGUCAGCAGAACGUGCUUCCCUCUCAGAAACUGAAAUUGAUCUUCAUCCCACUUCACGCAAAAUCAUGUUUUUUAAAGACAUUUUAAUUACACGCUUUCAUCCAAGAGGCAAAUCCUCCCCUCCUUCCAUUCCUUGGUUUUUAUCCUGAUCCAUUUAUCAUCGUGUGCUUCUCUUGUUUUUUUUAACCCCUCGAUUCUUGAGGGCAGGAACUGCUGAGAGGAGCUGGAACUUUCCCCCUCUUGCACUUUAAGUCCUCGCGCCUCUGAGUCCACUUCCUGUCUCACCUGCCUCAAGAGACACCUCCCCCCCAUGUUUUCUGCUUUCAUGAGAGCAAAUCCGCAUCAGUAUUAAAAAGUACCACCAGAUGCCCCGUGGCUCUCACCGCCCAUCACAUACUGGGUUUUUUAGCAGACAUGCUGCCGGCAUUCACACGUUACAAAAUGUCCUAAAAAAAUACACUUGAAUUGUUUGUUGGUGUGGGAAAAGAAAGACGUUCUUCUUAGACGUACAAACCUCGAUAUUAGGGGCAAUCUUCGACGGGCAGAAAACAAAAGGAUUCACUUUUGGUGCAAGUCGGUCCGUUCGAUAGUUCUGAUGAUUGUGAAGUGCUUAUGCAUUUUUUUUUAAAGCAACACUUUUCUAAAGAAGAGCUUAAGUGUGCAUGCUUAUUUGAAAUGCAAUCAAUGUUAACAUGCAGGUUAACAAAACAACUGUUAGCUGUGGACUCUGUUGGUCAGUCCUCAUUAGAGUGUAAUAUAAUAGAAAGCUCCAGAACAAAGUGGACCUUAAGUAGAGAUUUUCUUCCGGUCAACAGGAUAACAGCAGUUUGCGGGCCAUAAUAGAGCCGCUAGCUUGCAGUCGGUGUGUAGUUUCCCAUGAUAGAGCAAGGAGCAUCCUUCACCACAUGUUAGCGUUACAGCCGGUUACACUCAUGUAGAUCUUCAGAAGGCAAGUCAGUGCCUUUUACUGCACCAUGGUGAUAUUCACAGUAUGAUUACAAACAGUCUAAAAAAGAAAAUAUCAGAACUUUGCCUUACUAAACCUGUGGAACUUCAGUACUUUUUUAUGUUGAAUCCCUCAUUUCUAGCAGUGCUAUUAGUGUAUUUAAAGGACUAUUCCAACUUUUUCACAUGUGGAAUCUGAUGGCAGUUUAUAACUCAUAUCAUUUUUCUUUUUAGAGGAAGGGGGAGGGGCGGUUUCUUGUUCUUUUUGCUAAGACGUUUGCGGUCAUGCCUUUCUCAUUUCAUAUCAUGAUCAUUGAAACCAAUUCUGAAUGUCUGUAACACUGAACAAAACGAAUUAGGAAUGAACAACAAUCAGUAAGCAAACCGUGAUUUAAAAAAAGAAAAAAAUGGCAGAACCCUCCUUUAUAAAAAAAAUUCCAAAUGGAGGCAAUAAAUGAGGGUAAGGAUGUUGUCUGUAUACUGUAUUUUAGAGGUCAAAUAUUACUGGUGUUAAUGUGUACAUGGAUAUGAACGUUGUCGAAAAUACUUGACUGAUCUUUCAUACUUGACAGCAUUUUUCUGCAUUGUUAAUUUAAAGGUUUCACAUUGCAAGAGAAGAAAAGGUUUCAGAUUACUUUGGCAGGAACAAUGUGCACUUUCCCAUUAUCAUUUGAAUGUGUGUGUGCGUGCAUGAGAGAAUGUGUGUGUGUGUGUGUUUCCGGCUUACUCAGUGAUAUUUGGCUUAUCUGGUGCAACAAGUUUUGUUUUUUGUAACAAGAAUAUUGAACAUUUCCUUUUUCUUUUCUUUUACGUCGCCACCACUGUAUUGUUUUUCUUUCCAAUCAAGAUUGGAAUCGGAUAUAGUUUUUAGCAGUUUCUUCAAUAUUUUACUGAUUUUUUAUUUUUUACUCUCUCUAAUACUUUAAAACGGCACAUCUUCUGCAAACAGCUGGUUUGAUUUUGAAGCAGCUUGGCAUUCAGCACAAAACAUGAACCACUUUUCAUUCAGUGACGGACACUGAGGACUUGUAUGUGUGGCACGUUAGAAUAACUCAUAAAUAACAAAGUGAAGCUUCUGAGCUGCUGUGUGAAAAUUGCUUUGUUGCUACUGUUUAACUCCGACAAGUUUUAAUAAAGUUUUAUAAUGUCAUGUUGGCCUUCAAGCCUUUUCAAUAGACAUUGGUGCUAUUCAAUAAGGGAAGGUUGACAGGCUUCUGUCCUCCAAUGUCGUAACAAACAAGGUCUCUUCCUGGAUGCCCUUUAUGUGUGAAAAUCAGUCAUUCUUUUUCCAUGCCAACAUCUCACUCUAUUGUUCAUCAUCACCAGUUUUCGUUGAGAUCUGAUGAAAAUGUUCUCAACAGGCAACAACUCAACACGAACAAUGCAACCUGACAUAUCCACCGUUUCCAUUUUAAUAUUUAUUUCAGUUUUCAAGGUGUCGUGUUGUGAAGAAUAGCGUUUCAUUUCAAACCUCCAAAGUUAUUCUAAGCACAAAUGUACAUGUGAGGUAAUGAAAUUAGAAUCUUUCACACAAAAGAAAACUCAAGGGCCCACAAUGUAUACCUCAGCGACUGUCUGUUCACUAUGCAUCGUCGAGCUGCAGCAGAGACAUUCUCAACUAGUCAAUGGUGCGAUAACUUCUAACAACAUGUCUUACUUGACAAAAAACACUGUCACACUGUCAUUGGAUGUGUUUCAUGUCAAAUAAAAAAAAUCCUUUGUCAGAA